CACAUGCAUAAGCACAAACGAAAUGAUGGUAUCAUUCGAUGUCAAAUCCUUGUUCCCAAACACUCCGAUAAAACCAGCUAUUCACCAACUAGAAGUUUGGCUGAAUAAAUUUAACACCACAAUUGAUUGGAGGGCCAAAGUGAGACAAUACACUAAAUUGGCAUCACUAUGCAUGGGGGAAAAUUAUUUCACAUUUCGUGAAAAAUUUUAUAAAACCACAGCGGGAGUCUCCAUGGGCAACCCAAUAUCACCACUGGUGACGGAAAUGUUUAUGGCAUACGUUGAAACAAUCAUCGAAGAAAAGGGGAUAAUGCCGAGGAUUUGGUUCAGGUAUGUCGAUGAUGUAUUUGCCAUAGUUGAAAAGGACAGGGUAGACAACACGUUAACAGAAAUUAAUAGGAUACACCCGAAGAUCCAAUUCACAAUAGAAAAAGAAGAGCAUGGAUCGUUACCAUUUUUGGACCUACGAGUAAUUAACAAUAGCGGAAAACUCGAAUUCGAGAUAUACAGGAAGCCAACGGCAACCCAAAGAACGAUACCAGCAACCUCGGCUCAUACCGCAACACAACAAAUGGCUGCCUACAACUCAAUGGUGCACCGUCUUUGCACAUACCCCCUAACCAAAGAUGGCUUCAAUAAAGAAAGAAUGUUCAUACUUGAUACAGCUAUCAAGAAUGGUUACACGGUCGAAGAAAUCGAAAGGCUGAUCAAGAGAAAGAAAGACCAGAUAUGGAAGAACCAACAGUCAACAUUGUUCGAGCAAGAAAGCACUCUAGCUGAUACUAAAUGGGUGAGCAUACCAUUAUCCAAUGACUUUUAUAGAAUAAAAUCUCUCCUAGGGAAAUACAAUAUAAAAGUGGUUGGAUCAAGCAGAGACGCAACCCUUAAAAAACAAUUAGGGAGCGAAAAGGACCCAUUAACGGAAGGGGAAAAAAGUGGGAUCUACAAGAUCAGCUGCAAUGACUGCGAGAUGGUCUACAUUGGCCAGACAAAACGCCUCAUCACUACUAGGUUCCAAGAACACCUAAAGGAAGUAGAGAGGGGAGAAAGACGAGGAGCCAACACGGUGCGUUCUUCGGUUGCGAUGCACGUCAUAGAGGAGGGGCAUUCUGUGACGAGGGCAAAUCUUGAGCUGGUACGAGAAGUGAAUAAGCCACACACCUUGGACGCAUGGGAAAGCUUGGAAAUAUUGCGAAAGGAUGCGGCAAAAUUGAUGAACACAGAUGGAGGGAAUUGUGCAUCAAGGCUAAUCAAAAAACUCGCUGACAAAUACAGGGACCGCACCACCCACUAACUAUUGAUAAUUGACGGCCAUGAACCCUAAAAGUUAUUAUAUUAUCCCUACCUGCAUGUGGACCUUUUUACGUUUUUCUCUUUACCCUUUAGAAUCUGUACCCACAUACGGAUCUUUAGCUUUUAAGCAACUUUUUAUAAUCUGUCCCUACAGACUUUUAAUUUGUUUUAUUUAAAAAUUCAGGAAAAACUUCCCAAUGAUUUAGUAGCUUAAGUACUGAGGAAGAAAGUAAGUAGCUUUCGAAAUACGUAUUUACUAACUAUUAAAAUAUAUUGUAGUAGGAGCAAGCUACCUAGUUUUAUUUUUAUUUAGAAGAACUACAAGCAUCGGAACGAUAACUAUUUUAACACUCCUCUAUCUUUCAGCCCAUAUCAGAAACAAGAUCAUUUUCGAAAAGUACUAAUUGAUAACUUUCAUUGGAUAUCCCAUAUAACCAUAUUUAAUGAAAAACAAGUCGGGAAACCGGAAGCUGGACGCUUCAGUAAAUUUACAGGGGAGAGUCAACUUUGAGCUAUUGCAACUUUGUUAGUAAUAGUAUGAUUUUGAUCAAACUUGGGGAUAAUGUACUUCAUAUUAUAUUUUAUACUACUACCAACUUCUAUAAUUCUGGCAUAAACUUGAUGGCGGUUUUACUCAAUUUCCCUAAAAAUACGGUAAUAUACUAUUAUUAACUUAAUUUGAAUAGAUAUCGAUAUGGAGAGUAUUUUGAGGCCUCGACACCAUAUAGAGGCAGCU
Messenger RNA from Hermetia illucens (black soldier fly), 2029 nucleotides. RefSeq lists its product as uncharacterized. The record is from RefSeq and is a predicted model, not a curated record. Lineage: Eukaryota; Metazoa; Arthropoda; Insecta; Diptera; Stratiomyidae. The coding region runs from base 23 to 1294 and encodes 423 amino acids. The transcript has 2 exons.